AUGCAGAAGGAAAAAUUAGUUCGGGCAUAAAUCAAGAAGGAAUAAAAUAUUACAACAACAUUAUCAAUGAGCUUCUCACUAAUGGUCUAGAACCAUUUGCGACCCUUUUCCAUUUUGAUCUUCCCCAAGCCUUACAAGAUGACUACAGUGGCUUCUACAGCCCUAAUAUUACGUUUAAGGUUUGAGGAAAUAGCAGGAGCUGAUGUUUGGCAUUCUGAUGUUCGAGUGUUUUCAGUACUUGACUCAGGUUCUAGUGAAAUCUUAGGUUACUGCUACCUUGAUUUGUUUUCAAGUAUAGGAAAACAUAUUCAAAAGAGAUGGAUAGGCUUGGAGGUUUGUGGGGUUCUCUUCCAUUAGCACUUCUUUUGUUGUUAGGAGCUGCUUUCAAUUCAGCACCUGGUGCCAAUGCUUGGAGUAAAGAGGGUCAUAUGAUAACCUGCAAAAUUGCACAGUCACUUUUAGAGCCUGAGGCAACAGAAGUUGUUCAUCAUUUGUUACCUGAGUAUGUUAAAGGACACUUAUCAGCCCUUUGUGUAUGGCCAGACCAAAUAAGGCACCGGUACAAAUAUAGGUGGACAAGUCCACUUCACUUUAUUGACACACCAGAUGAUUCUUGUUCUUUUUCUUACUCAAGGGACUGCCAUGAUCAGCAUGGAGUGAAGGAUAUGUGUGUUGCUGGUACUGUAAAAAAUUUCACUUCUCAGCUUUUGCAUUACAGAAUGUCAAUCAGGUAGUAGGAACAAUGGGGUAUGCAGCUCCUGAAUGUGUUCAUCAUCUCCUCUAAAAAGUGUACAUAGAAACCAUAAAGUUCUAUACCAUAUGAGUGGUUUCUAGCUUAGCUUGUAUUGUUGAAGAAAUUUUAGAAAAUUCUAAUGAUGCUACUCUACUAAUGUUUCUAAGACAUGAAUGUAAUUUUCACUCCAUAUGAAUGUAUAACUGUACAUUAUUGAA
Messenger RNA from Arachis ipaensis, 951 nucleotides. The record is from RefSeq and is a predicted model, not a curated record. NCBI's taxonomy places the organism in Eukaryota, Viridiplantae, Streptophyta, Magnoliopsida, Fabales, Fabaceae.